Messenger RNA from Coffea arabica (coffee), 999 nucleotides. RefSeq names its product putative germin-like protein 2-1. Lineage: Eukaryota; Viridiplantae; Streptophyta; Magnoliopsida; Gentianales; Rubiaceae. Gene Ontology annotation, molecular function: manganese ion binding. The record is from RefSeq and is a predicted model, not a curated record.
UUGAAAGAGAUUGUGUUGAUUUGGUCAUGGAAAGCUCCAAAUCAAUUUGUGAUUGAAUGGAAACUUUCUGGCAAGAGCCUGCCGCUCUGCUUGAUUAAUUGGUGGAUAUUCAUCAAGAUUGGUUCAAGAUCAAUAAUUGCUAUAAAUAGGCAGUAAAGUGGCUAUGCUUAAGCAUGACUCAAAAACACUUCUUCCCUGACUAGCUCUCAAAGCAGCACAAUUUUCCUCCAAUUUGAUUAAAUUUUCAAGCCUGUUUGCAAUGGCGAAAACCUGCAUCGUUUUCAUCACUCUGAUGGCUCUCAGUUUCUCCCUCCUUGCUUCGGCAUUUGAUGAGCAACCACUGCAAGAUUUUUGCGUCGCGAAAGCCACUAGCCCAGUGGAUGUGAAUGGCAAGACUUGCAAGGAAGCCAGCAGCGUUACCGUAAACGAUUUCGUGUUCGCUGGUUUGCACCUCGCCGGCAACACCACAAAUCCUGCAGGCUUCAGCGCUACCCAAGUAUUUGCUGCUGAGCUGCCAGGGCUGAACACCCUGGGCAUCUCCAUGCUACGCUUUGAUUUUGCGCCAUGGGGGGUGAACGCCCCUCACGUUCACCCCAGAGCCACUGAAAUGAUCACUGUUCUUGACGGAGCUCUCGAAGUCGGCUUCAUAACUUCAGCUCCUGAUAACAAGCUUUUCGUCAAGGUCCUUCGAAAGGGCGACGCCUUCGUCUUUCCUGUGGGACUUGUCCACUACCAGCGAAAUGUCGGCUAUGGAAAUGCUGUCGCCAUUGUUGCACUCAACGGCCAAAAUCCUGGUCUGGUAUCUGUUCCAAGCACCGUCUUCGGAUCAAACCCAGCCAUCCCUUCUGACGCUCUGGCCAAAUCAUUCCAGAUUGACGAGAGCACUGUGGAAGUGAUUCGAUCCAAGUUCUAGGCUAGCCGAAGUGGGAGUCAUGAACUGUGACCAAUUAUGCAAUUCCUUCAUACUAUGAAUUGGAGUUCAAUUUCAAGAUUUAUUAA